GGUAAAGAGUUCAACAAAGAGAGAGCUUUUUCCAGCGAGAUUCGCAUGCGAAAUAAAAAAAGAAUGCAACUUGAGCCAUUUGAAUCCUAAUUCAUUUCAUUAAAUUCAUACAGACCCGCGAGAAUAUGGCUCCCCUUGCGUUACUUAUCAGCUUACAAAACGUUUCAUGCCGUCACUUUCUAACUCGGCCCUAAUCAUUACACCAUCUCGCUCUGGCGCGAAUUGCGCGUUUUUCCUUCGCCGAGAGUUGGUGAUACCACAUGAGAUGUUCGGUGGUCCCGGAUGCCACAGGGUUGUUAUUUUCAUAGCUGAUUGGUUGUUCCUAAUUGAUUAAGAUGCCUUUGUCCGAGGAGGUGAUGCGUGGUGGAGGGCCAGUCUGCGCAGCCCUCGGCGCAGUCGCCCCCCGGACGCCGGCAGGGACGCACGUGCCUCCGACCCACCUCGCGGCUCCUCUCAGAGACAACCCGUUACUUAACAAACAAGUGAAAACUUGUGGCUAGAGCUGGACUCUGAACAUCAGUUGCCAGCCACAGCAAUAAUGUGAUGUGAGCGGGAGUGAGGGUGAGUCGGUGUCGUGUCGAUGACGGUACCACGCGAGUGACAACGGCUGACAAUGCGGUCGCAAGGGACCAAACCUUUGCCGAAAAAGGGAGCAUUGACAAAAACAACAUUCAAACCUAAUUCGCCUACAAAACCGGUGAAAAAGAAAGUCGUAACAACUAAGAAAGUAAAGAAACUGGUUAAAAAAUCUUUGGUCAAGACCCCUAAAAGAACUGCAGUAAAAGAUGAUUCUUCAGAUACAAAAACUGAAGAUGAUUCUAGUACUGGGGAAAAAUCGGACUCAGACUCCGCUAAAUCGGGAACUUCUAACGCACCAUCAUUACCCCGAAGUGAAUCACCGGCCAAAAGAACCAAAAAAGAGUUAAAAGAAAAGAAAAAAACCCCAAGACCAGCCACUGAAAGUGUAAAAUUAUCUACAAAAAAGAUUGUCAACAAAAAAGGCAAUAUUACAUCAAAAGGGAUAAAGAAAAAAGAAGACGACAGUGACAAAAUCAGGUACAAAUUGAAUUCAGAAAUACGAAAGAAGGCUCCUCCUAAAAUGUCAAAAUUAAAAACAAUACCGAAGAAAGAAACUAUAGCACAACAAAAGAAAAAGCCUAAAGUAUUGAAUAAAAACAACGUAUCUGAAACGGAUAGCAAAGAAGAUAAAAACACAGACAAAAGUGAUUCUAAAGGUGAUCAAGAAGUUAGUAAAAGUAUUUCUGUGGACAAAAAAGAACAAUUACCAGGAACCAGUGAAAGUAAAUCCGCAAAGAUUGAUUCUGAAAUCGAUACCAAAUCUGAUAAUUUGGAUCAAAAUUUAAAUACUUCGACGCAAUCGAAUUCGAAAACCUCGUCAGCUGAAACAUCCAAAUCAGAAUCUGACAGACCACCAAAAUUCUUUACCUCUGCUCGUUCUCCAAGGACAGUAGAUAUAGAUGUUAGGUGCUGUAAAACUUCUAAGGGUAACCUCAGUGUAUAUGAAAGGUUCAUAUCUUCUAAAAUCGUUGACACAAAAAAUCAUGAGGUCUCUAAAGAAAAAUCUUCAUUAAACAAUCCUGUAUCUCAGGAUCCUGAAAUUGACGUAUACGCUUUUACGGACAAAGCAGACUCACCAAAAAGUAUUUUGUCGGAUUUCCGUAAUCCUAUGGACAAAAAUACUGAACAAAAAGUGCGGCCAGUUGCAAGAGUCAAAGGGACAGUAAUUGACAAAAAAAUUGAAAUCGAAAAGAAGAAAUUUUCUCCACAUCGUCCCAUAGAAGAAGUUGUCAAGCAACUAAAAGCUAAGAAAGGCUCUGAAGUAUUAAAGGUGUGUCAAACUCAAACUAGUCCUGAUGUUACAUCAAGCGUCGAUUCAAGCAUCGGAUCGGACGAAAAAGAUAAGGUUGAGGAUCCCAAGCCUAUUGUAAGCAAAUCAUAUAAAAUGGUGGCUAGAAAAUCGAGUAUACCUGGAAAGCCUUUUAGUCCUAUAAAGUUUCUUGAUCAAGAUGAAAAUUCUCAGGGAAGACCUGGUAGUCAGUCUAAAUCACCAUUAACAGGGAAGAAAAGUCCUAAAUCUAAAUCAAAGUCACCAAAGUCUACAUUAUCAGAUGAUGAAUUAGAGAAUUCUAAAUUUUCUCUUAAUACAAAAUCUCAAUCCCGUCUUUAUUCGUCAUCAGAUGAAAGUGUAAACGAUUCUAAUGACGAUAAUGACACCAAAGAAUCUUCCGAAUCUGAAAGCAACACUAAUAAGAAAACUAAAAAAACUAAAAAGUACAGAAGAAUAACCGAUGCUGGCAAGAAAAAUACUUCUCGAGAGCUUAAAGAACUCUCAAAAGACUCUAUAAUUGAUUUGAAAGACGAUACAAUACUAGGGAAUGAAAAACCCAGUAAGCGACGACUCAAGCUACUAUCGAUGUGGAGUGGCCCAAAGAAACAUCGUAUGGCUUCUCUCAAUGCUAUAGCUAAGGUUCACUGUUUGUAUGAAAAUGAAAGUCGUACCCAUAUGGAAUUGGGUCUUAUGAAAACAGUGGAUAGAUUAGUAAUGCCGACCACCUCUAAACCAUCAAACUCAAAGAAAAAGGAGCCUAAACCAAAGGAUUCUAGCGAUGAAAAACAAGACACUACAUCAGAAUCCGAGUAUGAAAGAAAGGAAAAGAAAGAUGAAAGUUCAGAAGACGAUACACCGGAACCAAGUACAAGGACACUGCGGGGUGAACCUGGAAUAAGAAGUGCUGGAAAGUAUUGGGACCCCAAGUCCUGUACCUCAUCCAGCGAAGAUAGCGAACAUGAUUCCAAAUUUAAAGUUAAAGAGAAGAAGAAAAUUACGCCUAAACCAUCGAGUUCAAAGCCUGAGCCUGACAAGCCGCCAGCCAAGAUGAAGAAGACGGCCGGAGUGCCUGUGAAAAAGAGGCGCAUCAGAAAUGAAGUCGUGAUGGAUCUGAAGGACAUGGUGGUGCAGAAGCGCAUGGCGAGUUUGAACGCUACCGCCAUACUAGCGGCGAGCUACGAGAAAAGAUCUCCCAAGUCGAGCAAGGACGGGACCACGUCCGAUUCGUGCAGCGACGAGUCUUUUUCUCGGAGGCCAAAAAACGGGGCAGGUUCCGGCGUGAAGUCGGAAGCCAAAACUGAUGGGGACAAAGCGGACGCUAAGAAAGAUACUGAGGAAGUGGCAGGAGAUAGGAAGCAGAAGGUGGAGGUGAUAGUGAACCAGGACACGGACGUGACCAUUACGGGGGUGUAUUCUACGCACCACGAGGGGUUCUGCACGGUGUCGGGCCUGCAGUACCGCAUCUCCGCCACCAGCCACACGCAGACCACCGCCACCGCCAACUGUGAAAAGGAGGGGUGCGGGCGCGAGGAGGGCGCGCGCUACACGCCGCUGUCUGCGCUGUCCUCCAUGCAGCCGCCCGCCGACCAUGCGCACGCGCAUCCAGUUCCGGAGCUGGGCGGCCUGGCGCGUCGCGCCGGGUGCUCCAGCGCCUUCUCCGCGCCCUCGCCAUCUGCGCAUCAUGAACCAGGUAAGCCGACGCCAUGCACCCUGUGUGACCCCCUGGCUACUGUUUGGCCACAUGGCUACUACCAGCCGGCGGGGCCGCUGAUCAAGGAGGCCGGCGCGGACGCGGACCGCGCGCUCGCACGCUACCACCCGCCGCAUUACCAUCCGCCGCAUCCACCGGUGCUGCCGCAGUAUGGCCCGUACUACCCGUCGGAGCUGUGCUACGGGCGCUACUACCGGCCGCCCGCGCCCGCCUACCACGUGCCGGCGCCGCAGCCUGACGCCCCGAUGGUGGGCGUGGCCGGCGACCCGUACCCGCCGCCGCAGUACUACGGCGCGCCGCCCUGCUACCAGCACCCGCCGCCCAGGGUCGGAUACUUAGAAUACCGGGGAUGCCCGUGUCCAAUGAACGCGUGUCCAAAAAACGUCCAUAUUGGGCCCGCUACUGGUAAAGCCCCAGCCAGUGGCGGCCCCGCCGACGCACCCGCCCCCGCGCCGCCCGGGGCGCCCCUCAGGCCGAGGGGGCGGGCGCGCGCCGCCUCCCCCGCCGUGGCGCACGGCAGCGGGAAGGAUCCUCCGUUAGAGCCGGAGCCGCCGGCCGCGGCGGACGCGCCCCGGCCGUGCCCGCUGCCGGCCAUCGGCGGCGCGUCGCCCAAGCGCGAGCUAUACGCGGGGCGGGCGCGGCGCGCGGGGGGCGCGGGGGAGGGGCCGCCGUCACCCGCGCGGGGGUCCGCCGGGGCCUGCGCCCCCCAGCCCCCGCCCGCGCCCCCGCGCCGCGCGCGCCUCGGCAAGGCCAUGGCGCGACGGUCCCUCGCCGGCGACGACACCACCGUGCUGUCCCCGCCGCCCCCCGACGACGACGUGCUGGCCGUGUCGCCGCCCGCCGCCGCGCCCGUCGACCUCUCCUCCUCGGACGAGACGCCGCUGCUCGAAGUCAAGAAGGAGAACGAGCCGCCGGCACCCUCCCCCCCGCACCCCGCUCCCGCACCCCCGCGCCCCGCCAAGCGCCGCCACUCGCGCCCCAAGCUGGAGAUCGAGCUGGGCGACCUGCCGCUGGACGACGGGUGCCGCACCAACGGCAUCGGCGAACACGUCAAACUGCAGAAGAGGAGGAAGGUCUCCAGCGAACAAAACGACGCCGCCAACCGGACGGAAACCAUCACGUCGAAGGAUGUAAAAAAGAAAUCCUCGCCGAAGCCCAAAAGAUCACCUAAAACGCCACCCGCUGAAAAGAAAACUCUUAAGAGGAAAGGUGACAGUGAAACGGAGAACGGCGUGGCUAAGAAAUUGAAUGUAGGAAAACCAGAAGUCGAGGACGUUCGACUCACUAACGUAGCCGCUUUACCCCAGGAACAAUCCGCGACCAAACCAAAAAAUAAAAGUGCCCUUCUUCUUGACAAUUUAAUAAGAAAAAAUAGUAUAGACAGAGCCGAUCCUAUAGACGUGGAGAUAAAUCCCGCAGAAUUAUUUUUAUCCCCGAGGGGCAAUAGUCCUCUCAACUGUACAAAGAAAACUUUAAAUAUAAAUAAUAAUGUUGUUGAGAACAGCACUCCAAUCAAUGGAGUUCAGCCCAAGACCAUAGCAGCCGUUAGUCAACUGAUUGAACGGAAAUUGGCUGCCUCGAAAAAUGCGCUCAAAACGCCAGUAGUUGAUACAAAUGUUACGCAAAGUUUGAAACCUGUGAAAUCAGUAUUAAAACCACAAAAUGCAGAGGUGGUAAACCAAAUGCUAGGAACAGAAGAAAGUGGUAAACCAAAUAAUGAUGUAUCACAAUGUGAACCAGUAAUUGAAAAAGACAAUGCAGAAAAGACAAAUGAUAUCAUUAUACCCAAGGACACUAGUGAAAGUGCAAAUGUGCCCAGUGCAGCAGUGGUGGACAAUGUUACAACAACACCAAUCAAAAUAGCUGAGAAGCCAAAACUACCCGAGUGCAAUGCUGUCCAAAGCAAAGAUCUUUCGCCUGUCUCUAACGGACCGGCUCAGCCUACAGAACCAAUCCACUCAGAACCAUCAGCCCCAAAACCUCAAGACCCAGUGAAACCACCCAAACCCAACGACUCCAACAAACCAGAAAAAGUCACCGCGAAACGAUCCAAACUCUCCAUUGAAAAAGAGCCUAAGAAAGGCGACAAAGCGGCUCACGAGAAAGUGGUCAAACUUAUGGUGUUUAAGAAAUCCGUGAUUAAAGCUGAUGAAGCUGCCUCAGUAGUUGAAGAAGCUUGUGCGUCGCCGCUGACGGUGCGUCCUUCAGUUGUUCGUCGCCGCCGGCGCCGCAGCGGGCUCAAGAGGCAUCGGCGCCCGCCCGCCCUGCUGCCGCCGCCGCUCGCUGAUAGGGAGCCGCGGUGGAGCAACGGCUGGCACUGGGACGGCGAGUGCCAUGUGUCCAAAGUUUAUCUUAAUAACGACAUGCGUCAAGACAGGACGGCGCGCUGCUACUCGCGCAUGCUGCACGACAACGGGGACCUGAUCUCUCGCGGCGACUGUGUGUUGUUGCGAGCGGCCCCGGCUAAAGCGCAGCCGUUUGUGGCCAAGGUGGCUCGACUGUGGGAGAACCCGGAUGAUGGAGAAAUGAUGGUCUCCCUAGUCUGGUACUACCGGCCCGAGCACACGGAGCUAGGGCGGACGGCGGACGACGCGCCGGACGAGGUGUUCGCGAGCCGCCACCGCGACGCCAACUCCGUGGCCUGUAUUGAGGACAAGUGCUACGUGCUCACGUUCAAUGAGUACUGUCGGUACAGGAAACGGCUAAAAGCGGCCGAGGAGGGCAUCCCCAUCGCGCCCUCCAUCGUGCCCCCGAUGCCUGCGGGGGAGGUGUUCCCCGCAGUGGACACCACAGACUCCAAGCUCACGCCCGCCGUGUCGCCCGACCUGGUGCUCUUCUGCCGCAAGAUCUACGACUUCCGCUCCAAGAAGAUACAGAUGCCCAACAAGUGAAUCAAAGAUGGAAAGAGAAAGAUUAUUAGUUACACAACCAUAGUUGAAACAACACCAAAGUUUUGUUUGAUGUACCUAUUUAAUACUUUUAUAAAUGGACUCGGACAAAAAGGACUGGACUUGAGUGUGUAGGUGUAUUCCAUCGCUUGGGACUCGCUAAAUCUUUAUAUCGUAGUGUCUCAGAUCUUACCCUAUUUAGUACAAAGAAAUUUGUUCCCAUGCGACUUUCAAAGAGUAGUGCUUGAUGCGUCGGCAUUUUAUGUGAAAAAUGCUGAUUUUUUACGUUUUUGUUGCAUCAAUAAUGAUCGCGGUUUUAAAUUUAACGUCAAUGGACAAGAAAUUAUGCCUUUUAGAAGUAGUAUUAAGCGUGGAUUUAUAUGGAAAUCAUGAUUAGUUAUUAUAUCUUUUGCUUCUAUAUGAGCAACUUUAUUAUAUUUAGAUAAGUACCUAUGAGUAGGUAUUUACUUCGAAAUUUUGCUAUGUGUAUAAGUAAUUUAUAAAUGUUUCAACUCAUUGACCAUGGCAUUUAUAUUCAUUUUAAUUUAAAUCGUUGUUGUGCUGUUGUCUAAUAAAUUAUUCAUUAUUUUGUAAGGGAUCAACAUUGUAAGGUUUUAUACAUCAGUGUUGCCUAACCAUCGUUUUAUACAUCCUGUUAUACUACAAUAUUUGGUAAUAUUUCUGUGAUAAUCGAUCAGAAAUCACAGGUACAUACAUGAACUGUAAGUCCAAACACAAAGCACAAAUUAUAGUUAUACAUGAGUUCUACCUAUAGUUAGUUUUUCUAACACAACAUCAGCAUUCAAAGGAAUUGAUAAAAACAGGUUUGGACAUUUAAAAAACUAAAGUAACCAAUAAACGAUUAAUAGUUAAAAUACCUAUAUUUAAAGGUACUUUUGUCAUACAAAAUUAAGAAUUUAUUUUAAAUGUUUAGACGACUCCAAAAUCAAGUUGUACCAAUUUUAGGUAGCGAGAUUUUUAAGUUUUAUCCGUGAAGACUGAUUUUGUGGAAGUAAAAUUCUAUAAUUUCCGUACAACCUGUAGUCAGAGUUUUGUUUCAGUUAGCGCUUCAGGUAAAACCGGAAACUUUUUCACAUAACGUGUCAGCCAAUGUAACUGAUGUAUCAACAAGUGGGAACAUUGUAACAUAUUUUUAAACGUAAUAUUAGAACAUAGAAUAUAAACGAUGAAACAUCUGCUAUGUUUGAAGGAAAGAGAUAUAUUUAAACCUAAUAACUGUAGGUAAAUUAGAAAUCUCUUUUAUCGUAUAUAGUAGAGUAAUUAUUAGUUGUGUGGUAGGUAUUUACGUUACAUACAAAAGUAUAUUUAAUGUUAUAUUUCCCACGUGGAAAAAUGUAAAGGGCAUUUAUAUGUUUGCAAAUUGUCUACUGCUGCCUUCGUCUUUUCUACCACUGUCUAUCAUUUAACUUCUCUUGUAUCUGUCGUUCGGUUAAUGUUAAUUUUGUUGUAAAUAUUCUUUUGUUACUUAUUUCUAUUGAUAAGACUUGUGAAGAAUUUGGUAUUCUUUAACUUGUUAUUUAUUCUACCUAUUCUGUGUGAAUGUUGUAUGGAAAAUUACAUAAGUAGGCAGGUAUUACCCAAGUUAAAUAAGCUAACCGUCGGAGUGGUUCUCUAUAUAAGUUACAACUAAAGGCUGGGUGUACAUUUGCCACCUACAACAGGUGGUUGUGGUAUCUACUCGAGUCGAUCCAUACAACAGUUUACAUCAGAUGUCUUUCCAAAGCUUAGGUUCUCUUUGUCUCUUCUUUAUCGCUUAAUGCCAAAAAAUUAGCUGCAAUCGUUCUCAUAUUCUGUAAUUGUAAUACCAAUUCCCUUCUCUUUAGGUUACGUAAAUGCUAGCGGAAUCUUAGCGUUCUUUAAUAACGCACGUCAUUAAAUCAAAAUCAAACAUAGUGAAAGUAGUGCGGUCAAUAACCUACCAGCACUGGCUGAUACCUACAAUAAAUUAUUAUAUUACAUGACUGUUUGCUGUUACAGCUAUGCUCUAAACUACAUACGGAUCUUAGUGAAGCUGCGUAGGUAUAAUAUUAAUACAGAAAUGUAGAGAAGUGCUGAGCACAUACCUACCUAAAAUACUCUUCAUACUUGCGCAUUCUUAACUUAAAUGAACCGUUGUUUUGAAACUUGAAGUUGACGUUAAGAUAUCACUAACAUUUAACUCAUUAUAAUUAAUUGAUUAUAGAUUUAAUGAGUAAAAUUCCAUAAUAAUACUAUAACUACUAUAAGUGAGCUCCCUUGCUUGUAGAAGGUUUGUUUUGAUAAAUGUUACCUGGAAUUUCGCAAACGCAAACCCUAUUAUAGUCAGUUUAGAACUAGGUUUUUAUUGUACUAAUACGAAAAAUGAUUGUUUUUAUUUAAUUUAUUUGUGUUUGAAUGAAAAUUAUAUAGGUAUAUUUUUAUUAUUGUACCCUAGUUAUGUUGGCUGUAAUUUAAUAUUGAUGUAAUUAAUAUAUGUAUUUUUAUUUCAA
Plutella xylostella (diamondback moth) is the source of this 8937-nucleotide messenger RNA. RefSeq names its product Histone gene-specific Epigenetic Repressor in late S phase. Gene Ontology annotation, molecular function: chromatin binding; transcription cis-regulatory region binding. Gene Ontology annotation, biological process: heterochromatin formation; negative regulation of DNA-templated transcription. NCBI's taxonomy places the organism in Eukaryota, Metazoa, Arthropoda, Insecta, Lepidoptera, Plutellidae. Gene Ontology annotation, cellular component: chromatin silencing complex. The record is from RefSeq and is a predicted model, not a curated record.